CAUGGCGCCGGCGGGCCCGCGGCUGGUGCUGUGUGAGGAGAAGAUCCGGGAGAAGAGCGGCCUGGCGCCUCACCGCGAUCUGGCUGAACUUCGAUCAUUAUCUAUUCCUGGGACUUACCAAGAAAAGAUUACUCACCUAGGAAAUUCUUUGAUGAGUUUAACAGGUCUAAAAUCUUUAGAUCUGUCACGCAACUCGCUGGUUAGUCUAGAGGGCAUUGAGUACCUCACUGCGCUGGAGAGCCUCAGUCUCUACUACAACUGCGUCUCCUCGCUAGCUGAAGUGUUCCGGCUUCACUGCUUGCCUGAACUCUUGGAUGUGGACUUCCGGCUGAACCCUGUGGUGAAGAAUGAGUCUGAUUACCGCCUCUUUGUUGUGCACAUGCUCCCGAAGCUCAGGCAACUGGACGAUCGCCCUGUGCGAGAGAGCGAGCGGAAAGCAUCCUGGCUGCAUUUUGCUUCGGAGGAGUCACUCAGCUCAAAGCAGAGCUUCCUAGAUGUUUCCAGCAUCGGAAGACCGUGCUACUCCAGAGCCAGAUGUACCGACUCCUCGGCCAAGAAGUGCUUGGUUAUGGACGCAGAUGACGAGGCGGUCUUGAACCUCAUUGCCGAGUGUGAGUGGGGCUUGAGCAACCCUCCUGGGAGCAAAAGUUCCAGCCAGAAGGAGCGAGAGACUGACUUGCCUAGUUCCCAAGAAUCCAGACAUCUGUUGAGUCCUCAGUCAGUCCAGCUCCAGUGUGGGGACUCCGUACAGAAGGGCCAUGAGAAGAGGAAAAGCAGCCCCAGAGGGUGUUGUCCAGAGAAGAGGCUUCAGAGCGAGUGCUGUGGAGAGCUCCUGCUGCAGCGCGGGGACGAGUCUGAGGCCCACCGCCCCUCUGGGCAACGCCCACACUUGGCCCCACACCCAGACUCCACAGACAUUGAGGACUCAGCCUCCUCAUCUCAGAAGUCAAGCUUGUCAACACAAAAAGUGUUUAAUCCUUUGCCUGCUCCUGAAAAGUACAGGAAGCGAAGAAUGCCUGGCGGGAAAUUCCAGGCACUUGCAGACCAGGCGUGUCUGAGCCGCCUGGAGAGGGCCAGUGGGCCCUCGAGCCCCCAGGAGAGUCUGGGCAGGCCGAACAUCUCAGAGGGCGGGAGCGAGAGGGCCUUUUCUCAUGUGGAGGCAUCAGAGCCCGAAGAGCAGAGGCCCCGCGGCAUGAGCAGCAACAGAGAGCUAUCUCCUGAAUCACGCUCUGCCGUGCCACCUGGGAAGAAGACUGCCCUGGAGGCGGCGCUCCUGGAGGCGCUCCUCGACCUGGUGGACAGGUACUGGAGUGGCUGCAAGUCCCUGCGUGGCAACGAGGCGUUCCUGGCUCAGGCAAGACAUAUUUUGUCAUCUGCUCAAGAAUUUACAGCAACUCAGGACAACUCAACAAUUGUGAAUGAAGAGAUUAGCUACCUGACUCUUGAAAAUAAAUCUCUGCAAAAGCACCUUGCUGAACAACAGCAGCGGCAUAGUGUGAAGAUGAGUGAGGUAGAGUCGGAACUCAGCAGCACGCGGAAGGAGAUGGAUGACUUGCGGCAACAUUUAGACAAAUCUUUGGAGGAGAACAGCAGCUUAAAGUCUCUCUUGUUCAGCAUGAAAAAAGAAGUAAAAAAUGCAGAUGCUUCAGCUACGUUAAAUUUGCAGAUCAGUGGACUUCAGACAAGUGUGAAGAGGCUCUCUGGUGAGAUUGUGGAGCUAAAGCAGCAUCUGGAGCACUAUGACAAGAUCCAGGAGCUCACCCAGAUGCUGCAGGAGAGCCACAGGACUUCUGUGAGCUUCCACAUCUUAAUGAAAAGCGAGUCCUUUCCUGCUGGCGCUUUCUGUGAGGUGUGAGCUGAGAGGUGUGGCCUCGAGGUGUGACCUGGGAGCCAAGGGGUGAGGGGCAUGUGAGGGAUGGUGAGAGGCAAUGUGGCUUGCUGGUUCCCAGGGCCGUGGCCUGUGGCCUGUUCCUUCCUCCUCAGCCUGGUUCAUGUCUGUUCAAUUAGACAUGUGGAGCUUCUGCCCUCACUCCCGGCUGUGUAGUGGGUGUGAGAUGGGAACUAGGAGUGUGGAAAAUGUCCAGGCAGAACCUCCCUUUUUAUUCCAAGAACUGUGUGCUGGAAGGCAGGUGGCAGCUGGCACAGAGAGGCAGUCAGCCGUGGGGAGGAGGUGGGUUGUGGGGUGAGGUGGGGACAGCUUUGUUGGGACUUGGUGCAGUUGUGUGAGCCCUGGCUCCUGUGGCCUUGGCGAAGAGGCAGGCCUGUGGCCAAUGCUCUUGCCCCUUCUUGUCCCCAUCCCUCACCUCUCCCUUUUCCUCUUUCCCCCGUUUCUCUCUCCUGGGGCUGAGGCCACCACACAUCCCCCUGGGUUUGGGUACAGUCUAGGUCAUAGAUGGAGGCAGGGUGUGACCUUUCAGGGAUUACAGGCCACAGACCCCAUCGGCCAUCACAGGCACAAGUUACAGAGGGGAGGGGCCUCCUGAGAGAUGAGACUGAGCUAAGGAUGCAUGGCGGAGAGCAGCAGGAAGGGAGCCGUGCCAGUCAUGGUGCAGAGUGUGGCAGGCGAGGCAGGGCCAUGCCCAGCUCCUGAUGGGGCCCCCUCUGGCAGGUCAUAGCGUGUGUUGGCACCCUGGCUCUGUGCACGAGGCAGGGGCUGCAGAGCCUCCAGAGGCAGUGGGAGGUUCACAGGACUUUUUCCACUCUGAGCCUCUGCCUGGCCAGUGGCUCUUUCAGCGGUCCGAGCAAACAGGGCUGGCACCCGCACAGGACAUUUGUCACUGAGGUGACCAUCUUUGUAGAGAAAACAGCCCUGCUUUCGUCUAUUUCUUGUGAUGCCACAAGUGUCCAUGAGUCAUUGCUGACUGGGUGAGUAGGGCAAUUUGGAGAUGACAAAGUUGGCGAAAUACAAUACCACUUUCUUUCUAAAAUUACAAAUGGUUAACAAUAUUAAAAAGUCAGGACUUCCAAUUACAGUAUACUGUACUAUAUGGGAAUUAUUAAGAGGGUCCUUAUUUUUGACUGGGAAUUAGAAAUAUUUCAGUCUUUGGAUCUUUUCUAGAAUUAGAACAUUGUUUUGCUAGCCAUAAAGAUUAUGAUGGUGUUCUCAAAAAAGCCUUGCAUGGCGGGAGUGUGGAGGGAACCGUUCAUUCACUUGUCCAGUUCAUCCAUCCAGUUCUGGGUGCUGAGCAGGGCCUGCAGGGCGGCAUGACAGGCCAAGGGGUUGAGUCAGACCCAGCCCACCCGGUCUGGAGGUGAGGGCCAGAUGAGCAGUAGCCAGCGGAGGCAGGAGGGGACCCACUGCAGGGACAGGUGUGCAGGCCUGGGCGUGGCUGGG
Molecule: messenger RNA, 3334 nt
Organism: Equus quagga
Lineage: Eukaryota; Metazoa; Chordata; Mammalia; Perissodactyla; Equidae
Gene: CEP72
Product: centrosomal protein 72
Exons: 12
Coding region: 2-1855 (617 amino acids)
Biological process (GO): regulation of protein localization to centrosome; spindle organization; centriole replication
Cellular component (GO): centriolar satellite
Molecular function (GO): protein binding
Source: RefSeq, a predicted model, not a curated record